AUGGCGUCGCGCAAGGAAACAAGGAGUGACGAGACAGAGUCGUCCGGUACUACCGAGGCUUCCCAGAGUACGAAUGUAACGUCGCCAAUGGCCAGAAAUGAGGCAGACAACGAAAAUAUCCUUCCUCUUUUAACGCCACCCUCUGAGGAAGAAGCGGUUAACUACUAUCACGGGAUAUUGUCGGAACCUCGGCUGGUAGGUCGUGCGUCUGCUGGCAUCGAAAUAUGGGAGACUUGUAAGCAAGUGAUGGACCGUCUACCACCAGAACCAUUCAUGUACUACCCUCGGAAGCAGCUGGAUUCGAUCGGGAACCACCCUAUACGCAAGUGUUGGAGAGCUGUUCAGCCCCUGGUCGUCGAAGCAAUCUCUGGGCUGCCAUGGACGUCAAUUGACAUCUUUCGGAUCGGAUAUCAGGAUUCCCAACCCGCCGAAAGGCCGGUGGUUGUCUGGGUAGGCGUUGAAACGGCAAGCAUACCAUGGUACAAGGUGGCAGAGGCACUGCGGAGCUGCCGCAAAGCGCUGGACAGUGCAAACCUAAACCUGGCCAAUGUGGACUGCCAGAUCCGUGUCUCGACUGUAAUGUCCUUGGCAGGACCAUCGCUGCUGCCGCCCUAUAGAGAAUCGCCCACGGAUGAGACGGUCUGUGUGACUGCGCAGCCAUUCACAACUACUAUAGGGCAAUCCAUCUUUCCUUUCUCAAAUCCCGGAUUACGAGGCACGCUGGGCAUCUAUGUCAGUCCUGCAAGGACGACCAAGAGUCCAGUCUGGGCACUCACGUGUCGCCACGUCGGUAUACCCAAUGACACAAACCCGGACAACAAGCUGUACCAUCGCAGAAACAGCAGUCAGAAAGCCCUGCGCAUAGGUUUGCCAGCAGAGAAGACAAUGAACGAGUCCAUGGUAGAGAUCCAAUAUAUGAAGGAUGAUUGGACUCGCAGGGCCAAUAAUGUUGACGACGCCUUUACCCGACAGCAACUGGAGGUUGUUAACAGGCUUCAUGGAACGAUAAAAUCGUUCGAGCCAUUGGAGAAUAGAGAAUUUGGCAGUUUGCUUUACUCGCCGCCUGUUGGGAGAGGCCAGUACACAGGAAAUAGCGGGGACAGUCAGCCAUGGACGCGAGACUGGAGUCUCGUAGACUUGGAUGUCAAAAAAUUCCCCGGCGACAUCCCUCCAACAAACAUGGUGGACCUUCGCACCAGAGCGAUGACCCGGAAUGAGGUCAAUCUUCUGCUCAAUCCUCAUGUUAUGAACAAGCACAAAUUCACCUUUCCAAACAACGGGCUUCUUAAAAUAUCGGGAAUCAUCUCCCUCAAAGAGAUGUUCAAACCGGUCACACGCGACGCAGAAGGAGAAAAGGGCUUUCUCGUCGGAAAACGCGGUGCUGUAACGGGCCUGACUUGGGGAAAAGCAUCGGAGCUGGAAUCCACGGUGCGCAAGUGCCUUCCUAGCGGAGGCUCGUUUGAGUCCUUUGAGUGGGCCAUCCAUGGAUCGCUUGAAGACCACCACCGCGCCUUUAGUAAGAAAGGUGACUCUGGUGCCGCUGUGUUUGGUAUUGAUGGACGACUCGGUGGGCUUCUUACUACGGGUACAGGAGAGGAAGAGUCGCAAAAAAUCGAUAUCAGCUACGUGACACCUAUCGAGCCUCUGCUACUCGAUAUUGAGAAGGAAAUGGGUCACGACAGCGGCAUCAUGGCAGAGAUUGACGACAAGACGCUGCUGCACAUUACCAUCACCAACCUGUCUGUUCCCGUCACGCCGCUGAACACGCUGACCUGCCCCACUACCGACUCCGAGAAGGAGAUGAAGGCGAUGCUGGACAUUGUCAGCGACCUUCUCGGCCAGGGCCACGCUGACCGGCGCCUUGGUGACAGCUCCAAGAAGAAGCUCACACUGAUCGACUACGCCGUCGCAGCAGGCUAUCGUCGUCUCACAAACCUGCUCAAGGAUCCGAUCCCGACAAAGCCACGAAGAGCUUCUACCAAAGAGGCUGACAAGGCGAAAGCGCCCAGCAAAGGAAAGGCAACCGACAACGCCAAGGUUUCUGACGACGCCAAAGUGUCCGACAAGAAGGUGCACAGGGGCACCAGAGCGUGA
Grosmannia clavigera kw1407 is the source of this 2094-nucleotide messenger RNA. RefSeq lists its product as uncharacterized. The coding region runs from base 1 to 2094 and encodes 697 amino acids. The record is from RefSeq and is a predicted model, not a curated record. Lineage: Eukaryota; Fungi; Ascomycota; Sordariomycetes; Ophiostomatales; Ophiostomataceae. The transcript has 4 exons.